Molecule: messenger RNA, 2750 nt
Organism: Saccoglossus kowalevskii
Lineage: Eukaryota; Metazoa; Hemichordata; Enteropneusta; Harrimaniidae
Biological process (GO): signal transduction
Molecular function (GO): protein binding
Source: RefSeq, a predicted model, not a curated record
CUGCGAAGGAUUAAUAGCACAGUCUAUCAGAGAAUAUCAAGACGCUGUCAACACCGUAGCGUUUGAUGGAUCAUGUAGCUACUUAUAUUUCCUGACCUGAUGAAAUUUUGAAAUAUUAUAGCUCCUUAGACAGUAACUAUGCAUAUAAAUGAUAAAUCACCAUGGAAACCCAACACGAAGUCAGCCAAUUUUUCCCUAAGCCCCUCCCAAAUAUCGUGGUCACAGACGAACAGAAUAAUCUGACGAUAUUUGACCGUAAUGCUGGAACGGUUCAGCGUCCAUGCUGUUCGCAUGUUGCAAAGGGUGUGGCGGAGAGACUGUGCAAAGUCUGUAAUGUAGGGCAGCCAAUGGGCUUGCUGCAGACAAAGAAACGUGAACGAGACGAGAAUGAAGAGAACAACCACGAAGACGGUAGUAAUAUCGCAACAAAAAUGCCAAAAACCGAUGGUGGAGCGAAUCCACAUCGGGAGGUGACAGGGUUCAACAAUAUCAAUGUUAAAGAUAGCAAGGUGACGAAAAAAUGUUUAGACUCGGUCGAUAUGUGCGACAAAGUAAGUACACCGACUGACCUCACAACUUCGGGUACUGCACCCCAAACAGUUGACAGUAACGCAGAUGUCACUGUGGUGGACGCUCUUAACAAAAUUCAGGAUCCUAAACUCGGUGAGACAGAGAAAGUAGUUAAAGAAGACGGGAAUACACGAAUGAUGAAAGCGCUGGCUAAACUUAACGAAAUGAUGGAGUACAGUAACCGAGGGUGCAAAGAUCUGAUAAAAUCCAUUGGUGAUUGUUACUGGGACUAUCCAGAUGAACGAGAAGAACUCGCUGACUUAUUUCGGGAGAGGAAUGGGGCAGCGCUGUGUGUGAAAAUGAUCAACAAUUUAUCUCGUCAAGGUCUAUUCAAGACGAAUGGAGCGUGGUUUACAGCGUACUACGUCUACACACUGUGUUGGAAUUUUAGUGACGUUAGUCUGGCACUGUGUAAGAGUUACGGUGAGAACGGCAUGAUACGAAUCUGUCUAACGAACGUGGCGCACCAACCAUAUCAACUCAACUUGAAACAAAAGAAUAUAAUGUACCUUGUUAAGUCAUCACUCAAUAUCCUUCACAAUAUGGCCAAGGAACCCAGCAUUAGACAUUAUUUCCGUCAAGAGAAGGCUGUGGAUAAAAUAAAGUACUAUACACAAUGUGAUGCAUAUUUGAAGGCUCUAGCUAUGAUGACUUUAGCGUAUAUUAUUGAAGAGCAUGAAAACCAUGUCAUUACUGAUCAAGCCAGUAAUGGCGGUGAUGAACCAGAUGCGGUUAGAAUCGGAAAAGGUGCCAUUGAGUUUAUUGCCAAGUUGCUGCGAGACGCUCUGUGUUCGCCGACUGGUAGAGCCGAGGGGUUCUCAUCUAUGGAGUUAGCACAAGGGUUAGGACACCUUGCAGUCAAUGAUAGCAACAAAACUAAGAUUGAUGCAGCAGGGGCAUUGCCGCUAUUAGUUGAGAUGUUGAAGCGUGUGGAGCCGUUAGAGCAGGUUGCCGCGGCCAACGCCCUCUGGAAUCUCACGUUUGAUGACACAGUACGAAUGAAGAUAAAAGACAAUGGAGACUGCAUCCUAGCCUUGCAGCAACUCAGCAGAACAGGAAGUGAUAAAGUUAAGACAGCUGCCAAUGGUGCAUUGUGGGUCAUUGGACGUGAUGAUCGACCACCAACAAGACGUUACAACAGUCGAAGUGGUAAAUUCAUUCAACCUCACGUGAUGAUUAGUUAUCAAUGGGGGUCACAGGAAACAGUUCUGAAAAUAGCAACAGACUUAAAGGAAGCAGGUUACAACGUUUGGAUAGACGUUGAAUACAUGGGUGGGUCUACGCUGGAAGCCAUGGCCGAAGCAGUAGAGCAUGCUGCAGUGGUCCUUGUUUGUGCUGCACAGAAAUACAAAGAAAGUCCAAAUUGUAGAACAGAGGCUGAAUACACAUAUCAACUACACAAAGACGUUGUGCCGCUGUUGAUGGAGUCGUACUACAAACCUGAUGGUUGGUUAGGAAUGCUGAUGGGAGUGAAACUUUACAUUGACUUCUCUGGUGUCUACACUUAUGAAGAUCAGAUCAAGAAGCUCAUCAAAGAGUUAGGAGAGAGAGGGAAGAAGGUCAUGUCAAUGGAAGAAGUGAUGCCUGGAGUCUGUGUUGAAAAUAAAACAUUUCUCGAUCCUAACUGGUAUGAAAAUUUCACUUGUGGAAGCUUGUGUAUUGCCGAUUUGGACUGCCCCAGUGAUGAGAUUUGUUGCCAUAACGACGAUGAGUGUGCAAAAAUUAUUGAAGGUUAUUACAGUCCAGUUGACAUCAAUCGAAAUCUUGGUGAAUGUCCACGUGAUGUUUCGGAUUUAGCAUUCUAUAAUUGCAAACAACUUUGUCAUCCUGAGAACGAAACCGAUGACUGCUAUUAUUAUCAAAAGUGUUGCUUCACAGGUGAUUGUUUUGAAUGUGUGGGGGCCAUGACACCUUGCAAAAUUGCAGGAUGCUACACUUUCCAACGUAGCGACUAUCUUCGUAUUAAUGGACGUCAGUGUGUUUGCCAUGGCAACGGUGAAAUUGAAUGUACGAAUAGUUGCUGUGAUGAUAACAAUACCAUUAAUGACAUAAAGAUUGUUAGCAAAGAAGAAAUUGAUACAAGUGAUGAUCUUGAUGAGUAUCCUGAAGAUAUCAUCAAGGCCGCAAUAGAAGCACUGGACGAGGAAAUGAAAGAUAAACUGAGCAAUAAAAAACUCUAA